UACAGCUUAAGCUUCACAACCGCCACCAUGGUCAUCAAUCCCACGUAUCUGGCGCAAAGGACGCGCUCCUCGGUCAAUUUCGCCGAUGCCAAACGGCGUGUCCUGCAUUCGUACCGGGAGUGGCUACGAGCAGCUCCAGAGAUCCAACAGAUUUACACGCUCAGUCUGCCAGUCUCCGCCAUCCGGACCAAAGUGCGGCAGGAAUUUGAACGGCAUCGAUACGUGAACCAACUACGCACAGUCGAUGUGCUUCUAUUCAACAGUCACCAAGAAUUCCAGCAGGAAACACUGAAUUACUGGAAGCAAUUGCCUCAGGUCCUGAAAUAUUUUCGUGCUGAUGAAGAUCCAAAGGUGAGGUUGCCAAGGAACUUCAUCAACGGCUUCUUAGAGGGCCGCAACUGAAUCCUCGCAAAGGGUCCAGAUAUUCAGAAAAUACACAUUGUACAUAACCUCAAAUACCAUUUCCUUCCGUCUGCGCCGUUUUCCUUUUCCCUGGAACGCCAGAAAUGCAUGAGUAUCAUUGUGAUAUAUCAUGAUUUCUAUUGUGGGUUCUUUGCAUUGAAGU
Lindgomyces ingoldianus is the source of this 565-nucleotide messenger RNA. Its product is annotated as NADH dehydrogenase, alpha subcomplex, subunit 6. Bases 28 to 402 code for a protein of 124 amino acids. Lineage: Eukaryota; Fungi; Ascomycota; Dothideomycetes; Pleosporales; Lindgomycetaceae. Gene Ontology annotation, biological process: response to oxidative stress. The transcript has 5 exons. The record is from RefSeq and is a predicted model, not a curated record.